AUGCACGUUGUAUUGAUGGUGGCCGAAAAGCCUUCGCUAGCCGAGGCGCUGGCCAAAAUCAUGUCCCGCGGUAGCCACACGUCGCGUCGCGGCAGCAACGGUGCUUGCAGUGUUCACGAAUGGAAUGGUCAAUUUCGUGGUACACCGGUUCGUUUCAAGAUGACCUCUGUCUGCGGUCACGUGAUGACACUGGAUUUCAUCAGCCGUUUCAAUAACUGGGAUGCUGUCGAUCCGGUCGAAUUGUUCACGGCUAAAAUUGAGAAGAAGGAGGCUAACCCCAAGCUGGAUAUGGUGCAUUUUCUGCAAAAAGAGGCAAGAGGUGUAUCCUCGCUAAUCCUCUGGUUGGAUUGUGAUAAGGAGGGCGAGAACAUCUGCUUUGAAGUCAUCGACGCCGUUGCACUAUCCAUGGGACCCCAGGCCAAAAUCUACCGCGCUCACUUCACAGCCGUUACAGACCACGAGGUGCAGACAGCAAUGCAGAAUCUCCGCCAACCGAACAAAAAUGAGGCCCUAUCCGUCGAUGCGCGACAGGAAACCGACCUGCGCAUCGGCUGUGCAUUCACGCGUUUUCAGACCAAGUUCUUCCAGGGCAAAUACGGUGACCUCAAUAGUCGUCUAGUGUCGUUUGGUCCCUGCCAAACUCCCACUCUUGGCUUCUGUGUCAAACGCCACGACCGAAUACAAUCCUUCAAGCCAGAGGAUUUUUGGCGAAUCUCAGCCACGGUUCUUGCCGGUGACCAGGGCCAACGACUUCCAUUGACGUGGAAUCGAGAUCGUUUAUUCGACAAGGAGGCAGCCACGGUAUUCCUCAACGCCGUUUCUGGUGCUGACAAAGCUGUAGUGGUUGACGUGAGUCGCAAAGCGAAGGUGAAACAGCGACCGCAGGGCUUGAACACGGUGGAGUUGCUACGGGUAGCCAGUUCCUCUCUGGGCAUCGGACCACACGCGACGAUGGCCAUUGCCGAACGCCUCUACACCUCCGGCUUCAUAAACUACCCCCGAACUGAAUCCACCGCCUACCCGCCCUCGUUUGACCUCAAGGACCUCUUGCGUCAGCACGCAAAUCAUCCGAAGUGGGGCGACGUGGUGAGCGGCCUGUUGAAGAGUGGCUACACGCAGCCACGGGCCGGUCACAACGCCGGUGACCACCCCCCAAUCGCGCCAAUGCGCUCGACCAAUGAACUAUCGGGCGAUGCGGGGCGCAUCUACGACUACGUCGCACAGCACUUUAUCGCGACUCUCAUGCCCGACUGCAAGUACGAGACGACGACGGUGGUUUUUGCAAUAGGCGACGAGAAAUUCACCGCCUCGUGUUCACGUGUCCUCGACCCGGGCUUUACGCGCAUAUUCACGUGGCAGGCGGUGGAGGAAGACCCCCUACCCGACAGUAUUUUGCACCCCGGCGCGACCCUUCCUCUUGCGGAGAAGCCCAGUCUCGUUCAAGGUCAGACUGGACCCCCAAACUACCUCACCGAAGCGGAACUCAUCACCGCCAUGGAGAAACACGGCAUCGGCACCGACGCCUCAAUCCCCGUCCACAUUGAAAACAUCGUCGAACGCGCCUACGUGGAGAUAAUGCCGGGACGUCGGCUGAAACCCACCCCCCUAGGCAUUGUUCUGGUUCACGGCUACCACUCGAUAGACCCCGAGUUAGUUCUGCCACACAUGCGUCGUGCCGUCGAGGAGGAGUUGAAUCACAUCGCAUCGGGACAGGCCAACUUCCACGACGUCCUCCAAUUCGUCCUGGCCAUCUUCGCCACCAAGUACCGCUUCUUCGUCGAACACAUCAGCUCCAUGGACCAGCUGUUCGAGGUGUCCUUCUCGAACCUGGCCGACUGUGGUAAACCCCUCACUCGUUGUGGCAAGUGUCGUCGCUACCUCAAACUCAUUGACUCCAAACCCCAGCGCCUGCAUUGUCCAGCGUGCACCGACACCUACUCAAUCCCGCAAAACGGGUCAGUGCGACCCUACAAAGAGACCAAGUGUCCGUUGGACGACUUUGAAUUGGUUCUGUGGACCCAGGGGGUGAAGGGCAAGAGCAUGAUAUUCUGCCCGUACUGCUACACAAACCCCCCGUUUCCGGGCCAAUGGCGAAACGUGGGCUGCGCCAACUGCCUCCACCCCAGCUGUCAGUACUCGCUGGCGGUGAACGGGGUCGAUGCGUGCACAGAGUGCGCCAAGGGCACGCUUGUCUUGGACGACGCGCAUGCCCCGAAAUACCGACUCUGCUGCAAUCGGUGCGACGCUAUAGUGACGUUCUCGGACACCGUGAAAAGCGCCUCCAUAAGGAAGGCGACCUGUGAACAGUGUACAGCCCGGCAUCUCACCCUACAAAUCGAUACGACCAAGGUGAAGGCAGAAGUUCCAUCCAAGUUCACUGGUUGCGUGUUCUGUUCGGAGGAGACGUGCAGGCUGCUGUCGGCUCGCAAAGCCACCACCGCCGCCCCCCAAGCCGCACGCGGUCGUGGUUCGCGUGGUGGCCGAGGUGGCGAUCGCAGAGGUGGUGGACGGAGACGCCGAUGA
Molecule: messenger RNA, 2523 nt
Organism: Mesocestoides corti
Lineage: Eukaryota; Metazoa; Platyhelminthes; Cestoda; Cyclophyllidea; Mesocestoididae
Source: the annotation of a GenBank genome assembly